GAUUUUUGGACUACAAGAGAAAACUCAGCCAAUAAUCUUUCUACCUUUCAAUGUACCAAUUUAAGCAAUUCUGGUAUUUUAAGUCUCUGUCUCAGGGGAGUUUUAAAUGGUGAAUGAAGCUUUUGUGUUGACAUAGAUAUUGAUAAUUUUGGCCAUGGCUUUUCCACUAAUUGAUUCUUUCUUGAAUGAAGCAGAAGAUGUUAGAGCUUGGUUCCCUUGCCCUUUCUGUUAUGUCGAAAUUGAAGUGCCAAUGCUUUGCAGCCAUUUGCAAGACGAGCAUUGUUUUGACUUAAAAAACGCGGUCUGUCCCAUAUGUGCUGCAACUUUGGGCAAAGAUCCUACAGGGCAUUUUUCUGUGCAACAUGCACACUCAGUAAAGAGGAGGAGAAAUUACCUAAAGCCUGGCUUCUGGAAUAAUGCUGCAGCUAUGAUCGGAAAGGAUCCUCGAGAAAUGGCUUCAUUUUUUGGCACAGAUUCAGCAUUUGGUCGAUAUAAGGUUCAAGAAUUGGCUCCUGAUCCACUUUUAUUGCCAUUUCUCUGCAAUUUUGCUCCUUCUGAUCUGAAAUGCAGGCAGCAAGAUAAGUCCUCUGUUUGUGACACUGCUACUCCUGAAAUAGAAAGCAGCAAGUUAGCUGUAUCUGAUCCAGCACUAGAAGAGGAUUUUGAAGAGAAAAGGCAGAGAGCUGCAUUUCUUCAAGAGCUGGUUGCUUCAACAAUCUUUUAGAAAAUCAACCAAUUUUUGCUUCAUAGAAUCAUGCAAGCGAUGAUCGUUCCAAAUUACUAGCAAAUGUCAUGUAACACCAGAAAACAUCUCAAACACUUCUAAUAUCUAUAAAUCAAUGUUACAAUUUCAAGUAUAUUAAUGCAAUCUCAUUUGUUCUUGA
Molecule: messenger RNA, 884 nt
Organism: Solanum stenotomum
Lineage: Eukaryota; Viridiplantae; Streptophyta; Magnoliopsida; Solanales; Solanaceae
Product: protein DEHYDRATION-INDUCED 19 homolog 5-like
Exons: 6
Coding region: 155-724 (189 amino acids)
Source: RefSeq, a predicted model, not a curated record